Strongylus vulgaris is the source of this 594-nucleotide messenger RNA. Lineage: Eukaryota; Metazoa; Nematoda; Chromadorea; Rhabditida; Strongylidae. The record is from the annotation of a GenBank genome assembly.
AUGUGUUGGCUGGAUAGACGUAUCGAUGCAAAAAGUUCCCCUCGAGCUUGGCUUCGUCUGUUAGAUGAAUGUGAGAAAGUUAAAAAGCAGAUGUCGGCAAACCAGACUCCUAUUCCUAUAAAUAUUGAGUGCUUCCUUAAUGACAAAGAUGUUACUGGCAAAAUGCAAAGAUCUGAAUUUGAAGAGCUGGGUGCUCCCUUAUUCGAAAAAAUUCGACAACUCUUACUGCGUUUGCUUGAAGAGACUGGAGUAAAGAAGGAGGACAUAGAUUCUGUUGAAAUGGUUGGAGGUUCUUCACGAAUACCCAUCAUUCGUCGUAUAGUUCAAGAAGUUUUCGGCAAAGAUCCAAAAACAACGAUGAACCAAGACGAAGCAGUAGCAAGAGGUGGUGCCUCUGAGGGCGGUGAAUCUGACGUGUUUGUGGAACGUGAUGAGUUUCCAUUCUCAAAAAUGGUCUCGCUUUAUCGAUCUGACACAUUCCAAGUUGAUGCUCGUUACGCACUUCCAAAUACUGUUCCACAUACUACAUCCGUAGUCGGUUCAUGGAGAGUCCUUGGAGUUACACCAAAUGCUGAAGGUCAGCCUCGCAAAGUC